This is a messenger RNA of Orycteropus afer afer, 2199 nucleotides long. It is a transcript of the gene SEMA4D, whose product is annotated as semaphorin 4D. The record is from RefSeq and is a predicted model, not a curated record. NCBI's taxonomy places the organism in Eukaryota, Metazoa, Chordata, Mammalia, Tubulidentata, Orycteropodidae. Gene Ontology annotation, molecular function: semaphorin receptor binding; chemorepellent activity. Gene Ontology annotation, biological process: negative regulation of transcription by RNA polymerase II; positive regulation of GTPase activity; axon guidance.
AUGUGUGACUCCACUAGGGGGCUGCUCAUGGCCCUCACUGUGGUGUUUGGGACGGCUGUGGCAUUUGCACCUGUCCCUCGGAUCACCUGGGAGCACAGAGAGGUAGGUCUGGUACAUUUUCAUGAACCAGGCAUCUUCAACUACUCAACCUUACUGCUCAGUGAGCACAAGGACAUCCUGUAUGUGGGUGCCCGGGAGGCUGUCUUUGCUGUGAAUGCCCUCUCUGUCGCUGAGAAGCAGCAUGAGAUAUAUUGGAAGGUCUCAGAAGACAAAAAAGCAAAAUGUGCUGAAAAGGGAAAAUCAAAACAGAUAGAAUGCCUCAACUAUAUCCGAGUUCUGCAACCACUCGAUGACAACACUCUUUAUGUGUGUGGGACGAAUGCGUUUCAACCGACGUGUGACCACCUGAGCUUAACAUCCUUUCAGUUUCUGGGGAAGAAUGAAGAUGGCAAAGGAAGGUGUCCCUUUGACCCAGCACAGAGCUAUACAUCUAUCAUGGUUGAUGGAGAGCUUUAUUCUGGGACAUCAUAUAACUUUCUGGGAAGUGAACCCAUCAUCUCCCGCCAUUCUUCCCAAAGUCCCCUGAGAACAGAGUAUGCAAUACCUUGGCUUAAUGAGCCCAGCUUCAUCUUCGCAGAUGUGAUAAGAAGAAACCUCAAUGACACAGAGGGUGAGGAUGACAAAGUGUACUUCUUCUUCAUGGAGGUAUCUGUGGAGUAUGAGUUUGUUUUCAAGCUGAUGAUCCCAAGGAUAGCAAGAGUGUGCAAGGGGGACCAGGGCGGACUGAGGACAUUACAGAAGAAGUGGACCUCUUUCCUGAAGGCUCGCUUGAUCUGCUCCAAACCAGAUAGCAACCUCGUCUUCAACAUGCUGCAGGAUGUGUUUAUUCUCCGGGGCCCGUGGCUGAAGGAGCCCGUGUUCUAUGCCGUCUUCACCCCACAGCUGAACAACGUGGGGCUGUCAGCGGUGUGUGCCUACAACCUGUCCACAGUGGAAGAGGUCUUCUCCCGUGGGAAAUACAUGCAGAGCACCAUGGUGGAGCAGUCACAUACCAAGUGGGUGCGCUAUAAUGGGGCAGUGCCCAAGCCACGGCCUGGAGCGUGCAUCAACAGUGAGGCCAGGGCGGCUAACUUCACCAGCUCACUGAACUUGCCUGACAAGACCCUGCAGUUCGUGAAAGACCACCCUCUGAUGGAUGACUCCAUCACUCCAACAGACAACAGGCCCAGGUUAAUUAAGAAGGAUGUGAAUUACACCCAGAUUGUGGUGGACAGGGUGCAGGCCCUGGAUGAGACCAUCUAUGAUGUGAUGUUCAUCAGCACAGACAGGGGUGCCCUACACAAAGCCAUCAGCCUGGAAAACAAUGUGCAUAUCAUUGAGGAAACACAGCUAUUCCAGGAUUUUGAGCCGGUGCAGACCCUCCUGCUGUCUUCAAAGAAGGGCAAAAGGUUUGUCUAUGCUGGCUCUAACUCAGGCAUAGUCCAGGCCCCUGUGGCAUUCUGUGGGAAGCACAGCACGUGUGUAGACUGCGUAUUAGCACGGGACCCCUACUGUGCCUGGAGCCCACAUGCUGCUGCCUGCGUCACUGUGCACCAGGAGCAUGCCCCUGGCAGGGGUUUGAUUCAGGACAUGAGUGGGGACGUGUCAGCUUGCCCUGCCUCAUCUCCUAAACCCUUCCCUCCUUCUGGCUCCUCCUCCCUGUCCUGUUUGGGUCCUGAAUCAUCAUCUUCUACCCGGAGCCCCUGGCCAUCCUUGGGCUCUAGCUCUGAGACCACCGCGGUCACCUUGCUGCCACCCUUCCUAAGUGACCAGGCACAGCAUGUGCAUGCCCUGGGGACCUUCCAACUCUUCUGUCAGGCCACAGGUCCAUCAGAUGUUCACUUUGUCUGGGAGAAGAACGGGAGAAAGCUGGAGACCUGUGUCCCUGUGCAGACCCAUGUGCUGUCCAAUGGCAGGAUUCACGCAUUCAGCUGGCUGCAAGACUCCAUCCGAGAAAGCUCUGAGUAUCGCUGUUGGGUUCUCUCCUCAGCAGGAAGCAGUACCUCGAAAGUGCGGGUCACAGUGAUGAGACAUGAGGCAACUCACCAGGAGAAGUGGAGCAGAGAGCUUGCUGCUUGGAAGACUAUCAUUGGCGAGCAUGACCGCAUGAUGCAGAGCUGGAGGAAGGCAUGGGAAAGUUGUGACAAGGAUACCUUUUAG